AUCUAUCAUUCCUGACUUAUUUUGUCAAACAAAAAAAAAUUCCAUAUACAUAUUUUCAGUCGUUAAAAGAAUAAAUAGUAAAUAUAUAGUAAUCCAAACAUCUGUAAAGAAAGCACAUAAAAGGAUGCAGUCCGCACGGCGUCCCCUUGUACGUCUUGCGGGUCGAUUUGGUAUACGCUUAACUCAUAGCGAUCAAGUGAUGGAACGUAUUGGGAAGCGUGAAAUUGUCGGCUAUGGCUGGAAUGGCUCGCCUUGCUAUCAUGACCGGUUAGAUUACCCGAUGCCAGCAGUGCGCUUUCGAGAACCUGAUCCUGAGAUAUGUGCGUUGCGUGAGAAAGAAACAGGAGACUGGCGGAAGUUAUCCAUAGACGAAAAGAAGCAGCUUUAUCGUUACAGCUUCCGGAAAACAUUUGCUGAAAUGAAAGCACCUACCUCUGAUUGGAAGUUUUCUCUAGGCGUAGCUUUGAUUGCAGUUUCGAUUGGUAUAUGGCUAUCACAAUCUUAUGCUCAUGGUAUUUAUCCAGAAUAUCCUGAAACUUUCGAAGAAAAACGUCGCAGUGCACAAUUAAAGAGAAUGAUUGCUCUAGAAGUUAAUCCCGUCACUGGAUUAGCUUCCAAAUGGGAUUACGAAAAGGACCGCUGGAAGUAAAUUGUUUUAUUGCUUACCAUGUUAUGGAUCGAUUAGAGCAUGUUUUCACCUACGAAUCUCACAUUAAAAACUUUAUAUCAAAUAAA
Bactrocera oleae (olive fruit fly) is the source of this 735-nucleotide messenger RNA. Its product is annotated as cytochrome c oxidase subunit 4 isoform 1, mitochondrial. Gene Ontology annotation, biological process: mitochondrial electron transport, cytochrome c to oxygen. The record is from RefSeq and is a predicted model, not a curated record. Lineage: Eukaryota; Metazoa; Arthropoda; Insecta; Diptera; Tephritidae.